AUGAACCCUCUCGCAGUGCCUCCCGCCUGUAACGCGCACUGCCCACCUUCCCUUUCCGCCAGCGACAAAAAUGGCCCCGCCGCAAGCACACUCGCGCGUCGAGCAAGCUGCUCCUUCGCGCACUCGCGCUCCCACAAUGCGCCGCCUCUGUCUCCGCAGAUCGCCCGCAUGGGCGGAUUGGAGGGAUUACGAGGGGAUGGGGAGUGGCGGAGCAGGGCGCUGGCGGUACCACGUGACACGAAUGAGCCGCAAUUACGCCAACAGUACGGACCACGAUGCAGCGUGUCUUCCCCCGCGCAGCGCCCCUACGUGGCGGUGCUGAUAGUGCCCACGGGCGUGGGCGCGGAGAUCGGGGGUUUCGCGGGGGACGCGCUGCCGGUGGCGCGCGCGUUCAGCAGCGUGGCGGAGUGUCUGAUCGCGCACCCCAACGUGCUCAACGGCGCCAUGCUCUACUGGCCGCUGCCGCGCGCGCUCUACGUCGAGGGCCACGCGCUCGACCGCUUCGCGCGCGGGGAGUGGGGGCUGCAGCCCGUGCACAGCAACCGCGUGGGGCUGGUGUUCGACCGCGCCAUCGAGGACGACCUCCUCCAGCGCCACCUGCAGGUGGCGGACGCAGCGAGGGCAACACUGGGGAUUGACAUAGUGGGGUACACCGUCACCGACCGCCCCCUCAAGGUACACCGUCACCGACCGCCCCCUCAAGGUACACCGUCACCGACCGCCCCCUCAAGGUACACCGUCACCGACCGCCCCCUCAAGGUACACCGUCACCGACCGCCCCCUCAAGGUGACCUGCGCCCGUCUGCUCCUUCACAUGCCCGUCACUCAUUCUCGCACUUCCUGCCUCUCUCACAGCAUGCGUGUGCCUGCGUGCGUCUCAGCAAGCCCAUGUCCCCGUGGGCGUGUGUGGGGGGCGGGAAGCAGGUGCACAAGUGGGUGGACGGCGCCACAGGAGCAGCCACGGGGCGCAUCGACGAGGCGGACUCCCUGCUGCGCGCCGUGCAGACGCUGCUGGACGCGCCCCUCGCCGCACACCCGCCCUCCCACGCGCACGCCCUCUCGCCCGCAGCAGCCCCUGCUACAGGUGGCCGUGGGGUGGACGCGGUGGGCGUGGUGGCGCGCUUCCCUGACGAUGCAGAGGAGGUGCUGCAGCAGUACCGCGAGGGGAGCGGCGUGGACGUGCUGGCGGGCGUGGAGGCCGUCAUCUCCCACCUCGUUGUCCGCCGCUUCCAACUCCCUGCCGCCCACGCCCCCGCCCUCGCCCCCCUGCCCCUCCUCCCCUCCAUCGCCCCGCGCUCCGCCGCUGAAGAGGUGAGCGCUGACCCGUGCUGCUCACUGCCCACUGCAGGUCACUUGCUUCCGGCCCCACCUGAUGCUGCCUCGUCCUCCCCUCCCCCACGCACACGUGCCCCUCAGAUUGGUCACACGUUCCUGCCAUGUGUGCUGGCUGGCCUCUCGCGCGCGCCCCGCCUCGUCACCCGCCACGCCCCUCCCGGCACCGCAGCUGAGCGCAUGGGGGCAGGCGAGGGGCAAGAGGGGCAGGAGGGGGCAGCGAAUGCGAGCAGCAUUCCCACCAUCAUUGGGGGCGCAUGGGACUACAGCGGAGAUGCUGGCAGCAGCAGCAGCGGCACGAGCAUGAGCAUGAGCAUGAGCAUGAGCAGCAGCGGGGGAGGUGGAGGGGUGGUGUGGGCGGAGGACGUGGACUGUGUGGUGCUGCCCGUCGAUGCCUUCGGGGGCCCUGCCGCCCAGGCCCUCGCUCACCGACCAGGCGGCCCGGUCAGUGCUGCACCCUGCCAUGCUGUGCUGCUGUCAAUGCUCUGGGCUCACAGCAACAGCUGCACUUGCUCUGCUGUAUCUACCUCAAUUCUCAUCGUUGUACCUGCAUUCCCUGCGCCCCUCUUUGCCCAUCCCUCCACGUGCCUGUGGGCGCCCCUUGGUGCAUGGCAGCCGCUGUUCAUAGCGGUGGAGGAGAACACUACCGUCAUGGACGACCCGCCCUCCAAGUUUGCCAUCCCUGCUGUGAGUUUCGCAUGCCAUCGCCUUCCAUGCUCAAGCUUCACGGCAUUCGGGCAUUAG
Molecule: messenger RNA, 2076 nt
Organism: Closterium sp. Naga37s-1
Lineage: Eukaryota; Viridiplantae; Streptophyta; Zygnematophyceae; Desmidiales; Closteriaceae
Source: the annotation of a GenBank genome assembly